GAUACGACUGUUUAAAUAGAAUAACUCCUCACUACUUGUUUACAGAGAGCUCUUAGUGGAUUUCUGAGCAACCGAGGGCCCGCCUCCUUGUUUAUAAGAUGACACCGAAGUUGUGUUUUUGUUUUGAUGUCUUGUCAAUAUGUAUAAUAUUGACUUUUCUGUUUCAUCUCUUCCUCCAGACCUCCAGCAGUUCAAUAUCUCUGUCUCAGAAGCAGAGCUUCCCCCUGAGCAGCAGCACAGUGAACUGGAGUGGAGACCCAGUCAUGGACAGGAGGACCCAGAGUCCACGCAGAUUAAAAAAGAACUGGAGGAAAUCUGGAGCAGUCAAGAGGAAGAGCAGCUUCAAGGGCUGGAGGAAGAUAACAGUGACUCUACUCCUGCCUUUGUACAAAAUAACCAUUAUGAGGACCCAACUAAGCCCUCAUAUUUUUAUGAAGCCCACAAGGAAGAUAAAGGUGUCAGAGACCCACUACCCAGUACUACAACUGAACAGAUCAAAACAGAACCUGAUGUAGAGGACUACAGAGAAUCCGAACCAACCAGUGUCCCUCAACACCCCACCAUAGUAAAUCCAGAAUGUUCUGCAGCUCAGAGUGAAAUGGGGGUUGUAGGUAGUACGGAGAAACAUUUUAAUCAGGUCCAGUCAAAGAGAACAAAUAUGUUAAAAGGACAAGUCUCACAUAUUAAUACUACGGGUUCCAAAUGCUCAGAUUUAUCUCUCCUGAAAUCACCCAGUCAAAUGAAUGCUACUUCCUGUUGUAAAGUGUGUGGCAAGUCAUUUCAUCACAUGGGUUCAUUAUUUAAACACGUUCAAACACAUACAAAGGAAAGAGAAGGUGGUGUUUGUGGAAAUACAUUUCAUCCUGCAACAAAUAUGGAAGCCCCCACCCCAACUCACACUGCAGCUAUGUUUUGUUGUCAUGUAUGCGGUCAAUGGUUCAGCAAGAACAGUACAUUGCUUAUGCACCUGAGGAGCCACACUAGGGAGAAAUAUUUGUCUUGCCCUGUUUGUCGUACGUGUUUCAAGCAAAGUGGUAAUCUGAAAAGGCACAUGAGGAUUCACACAGGGGAGAAGCCCUAUUGUUGUUGUCAUUGUGGCAAAGGAUUCAACCAGAGUGGAAGUCUAAAAUCCCACAUGAGGAGCCACACAGGAGAGAAACCGUUUCAGUGCACUGAUUGUGGUAGAGAAUUCAGCAAUAGUAGCAAUCUAACAAAACACACCAGGAUUCACACGGGAGAGAAGCCAUUUUGCUGUCCUGAAUGCGGCAAAUCAUUCACACGGAGUGGACAUCUGAAAAAUCACAUGGCGACUCACACAGUGGAGAAAUAAUUUCAAAGCAGGCUUAUUUUUAUACAUUCAACUCUUAAUUAAACUCUAGGAAAUACAGUAUCUCACAAAAGUGAGUACACCGCUCACAUUUUUGCAAAUAUUUUAUUUUAUCUUUUCAUG
This is a messenger RNA of Esox lucius (northern pike), 1450 nucleotides long. Its product is annotated as zinc finger protein 774-like. Bases 140 to 1330 code for a protein of 396 amino acids. Gene Ontology annotation, biological process: regulation of transcription by RNA polymerase II. Lineage: Eukaryota; Metazoa; Chordata; Actinopteri; Esociformes; Esocidae. Gene Ontology annotation, molecular function: RNA polymerase II cis-regulatory region sequence-specific DNA binding; DNA-binding transcription factor activity. The record is from RefSeq and is a predicted model, not a curated record. The transcript has a single exon.